UCUGUGUGAACAAGCCUGCCAUAGUCGAAGGGAAAGCCGCAGCUUUGCAGCAAUACCAGGAAGUGAAGCAGAAGUGAAUCCUCGUGUUGGAGCUGGAUUGCAUUUCAUAACUUUUAGGACAUAUCCGAACUUUGCACAGUGUCCAAGUCUGUGUCGAGUUUGUGUUCAAUGGAAUGUCGAUGUGAAAUGUCGUGAAGGAAUGAUUAAACAGGCUUUGUGUGGGACUUCCUGACUGUAUGUAUGUAUGAUGUCGUGGUCAGACUGAGACUCCUGAGUUAGAUCUGUAACAUGUACUGGAAUGUCGGAGCUGAUAAAGACUCUACAGACCAGCCUGCCUGCUGCGAUGCAGAGCAAGAUGGUGCUGCAGAAAUGGGAGCCAAGCAGUCGGCGACGGGCAGUGCGGUCUUGUCCCAGUCGCCCACCCUAGAGAACAUCCGUGAGGCGUACGAGCAAGGCGAAGAGCGCAAGGCACACGAGCUGAUCCGGAUCGCUUGCCAGGAGAUCGGUGGAGGACGAACAGACACGCCGGAGCUCCUGUGUGCUGCCAGUCAACAUGGUGACACAGAGAGUGUUCGGUUCCUCUUGAAGGAUGCUCGGGUCCAAUUUUCUCAGGAACCCAGUGAAGGGAAUCCGGCUAUCCUGGCUGCGCAUUACGGUCAUGAGUCGGUGGUUCAAGAGCUGCUUAACUCCAUUUCAUUUCCAUGUAUCCGCAAAGACCUGUUAAACUGGAUGCUGGCGACGGCAUGUCAGCAGGGCCAUUUAGAGGUGGUUAAGCUGUUGGUCAUCAAUUACCAGGCUGAUACAGAGGACUUCGCCCUGCAUUGUGAUGAGUUUGCAGUCAUUACUGGCCUGCCGCUGUAUGCUGCAGCCAGGGCAGGAAAUAAGGAGAUAGCGAGGUUUUUGCUGGAGAAUGGAGCCUGCUUCUCUUCGUACACAUUGAUGGACCACGGCAAGUUCACAGAGGAGCUGCUGAGAGAGCGUCUGGUGGAGGACACGGACACACACAGUGAUGGCAGAGUGCAACAACCUGUGAGUGUGCAGUGGUUGGGGUUAAAUCUGCCAUGGUUGGAGCUGGACUGGUUCCUGGAUGUUUCCUCCAGGAUCACAGUGCUGGAUGUGUCGCACAACAGCUUGAGCGCUCUGCCCUCGGUGGUGCCAUGGGGCCUCAUAAACCUGCACACACUAAACCUCUCACACAACAGACUCAAAGAGCUGCACACACCCCAGUCCUCUCAGGAGAUCAUUUGCAUCAGAUUGCGCCAGGUCAAUCUCAGUGAGAACGAGUUGGAGAGUCUCCCGGUUGGCUUGCUGCAUCUCAGCCAGAUCCAGAGACUCUUCGCAGCCAAGAACAAACUCAGCAUCCUUUUCAACAUCCCUAAUGGCACUAACUGGAUUGGGCUGCGCAGGCUUCAGGAACUGGACGUGUCUGAUAACCACCUAACUGAUCUCCCAUCCCACGUGCUGCACUGUUUCAAAUCCCUCAACAGCCUCAAUAUCAGCAAGAACCGUCUGAACCGCUUCCCCGACCCCUGGGCCUGUCCUCUGAAAUUCUGCAGUGCUGCAUCCAACCAGAUCCAGAGUCUUCCUGACACGAUCUCCAUCUUCUGGAGGACUCACCUGAAGGAGGUGGACUUCUCAGAGAACGCCCUGAAGGAGCUGCCCUCCUACAUAUUUGAGCUCGAGGCUAUCGUCUCCCUAAAGCUCUGUGGGAAUCAGAUCUCCACUCUGCCGGCUCCAAACAAAUGGAAAUGCUCUCAGCUUCGAACCUUAGACUUGUCCAGAAACCAGCUGGGGAAAAAUGUUAGGACCGAGGAGAACACCAAGACUAGGAGGCUCCCCUUUUUAACCACGUGGCAUCGCAGAGACCCUGAACCAGCUUGUCCCAUCCAGUUUCCCGAAAUCCUGCGGGAUUCGCUGGAAGUACUGUUCCUCAACGACAACCAGCUGGAGUGUGUGCCUCCGUCCUUGUGCACCCUUAAAACCCUGUCCGAGCUCUACCUGUCCAAUAAUCCAGGCAUCCAGGAACUCCCAGCUGAACUGGGCCAGCUCUCAAACCUCUGGCAGCUGGACAUUGAAGAGCUAAACAUCACCAAUGUGCCUGCAGAUGUCUGCAAGGAUGGUCCAGCAUCUGUGCUGGCAUUCCUGCGUGCUGAGCUGCGCUGCGCCGAGCCCUGCAGGUUGAUGAAGCUGAUGUUUGUUGGGCCGCCACGUCAGGGGAAGAGCGCUCUACUGGAGGCCCUUCAGACCGGAAGAAACUCACCCUUCUCUUCAUCUGAUCACAGCAUCCGCACCUCAUCCUGGAUCCUAGAGAGACCCAGUGGAGUCAAGAAUAAUAUCGACUGCGUGUCCUUUAAUGUUUGGGACAUCGGAGGUCCAGCCAGCAUGUCCACUGUGAACCAGUGUUUCUUCACGGAUAAAGCUCUGUAUGUGGUGGUCUGGAACCUGGCGUUAGGAGAAGAGGCUGUGGCCAACCUGCAGUCCUGGCUGCUCAACAUAGAGGCACGUGCUCCAAACUCGGCGGUAGUUGUCAUCGGCACACACCUGGACCUCAUCGACAGUAAGUUUCGCACCGAGCGGAUUGCCACGCUGAGAGCCUACAUCCUGGCGUUGUGCAGGACGCCGUCAGGUGCCAGGGCCAGCGGAUACCCGGACAUCACCUGGAAGCACCUGCACGAGGUGUCGUGUAAGAACCUGGAAGGCAUGGACGGUCUCAAGAGGCUCCUGUACCAGGUGGCCUGCUCCAUGAAGGAUAUCAGUAAUCCAGCCAGCUGUCACAAACUAGUGGGAAGAUUGAUCCCCAAGAGCUACCUGACCCUCCAGGAGGCAGUGUUAGCGGAGAGUCAGAGGAGAGAUGCGGAAGAUGAGGUCCAGUAUCUGACGGAUCUGGAGCUGGAGCAGAUUAUUGAACAGAGUCCUGGCAGCGAUAUCAAAGACUACGAGGACCUCCAGACUGCGAUCAGUUUUUUAAUCGAGACUGGCACCGUACUGCACUUUUCUGAUACAAGUCAUGGCCUGUGUAAGCUUUACUUCCUGGAUGCCGUAUGGCUAGCCGAGUGUUUGGAGAGGAUUGUGCAUCUGAAGAGCUCACGCUCUGUGGCGCGUAACGGCCUGAUCCGCACCGAGGACCUGCGCAUGCUGUUGAUCGGCACCGGCUUUACUCAGCACACUGAGGAGCAGUAUUUCCAAUUCCUCGCAAAGUUCGAGAUCGCGCUGCCUGUGGCCAGCAACAGUUAUCUCCUGCCACACCUGUUGCCUCCCAAACCAGCCAUGGAUAUCCACGGCUUCCGUCAACAUACCAGCAACACUAUCCAGCGCCACUUUAAGAUGAGCUUCGUUCCAGCAGGAUUCUGGGAGCGCUUCAUUGCCCGCAUGCUGAUCAGCCUCAAUCAAAUGGACCUGCAGGCCUUAGAGACUAAGAAAGGCACACGAAGCCCAAGGAGCAGGAACACAGUGAUUUACAGCUUUGCUGGGAAACAGCAGAAGAAUCGCUGCAGCACGUUCCGAGUGCGGCGCAGCCAGACCAUCUACUGGAAAGAAGGGCUGCUGGUCACGUUUGAUGGGGGAUACUUGAGUGUGGAGUCGUCAGACCUGAACUGGAAGAAAAAGAAGAGCGGUGGCAUCAAGAUCAUCUGUCAGUCAGAGACCAGAGACUUCUCAGCAAUGGCCUUCAUCACCGACCAUGUUAACGCUCUCAUAGAGCAGUGGUUUCCUGCGUUGACGGCGAGCGAGAGUGACGGAUCUCUGCUGAUCGAGCAGUACGCACCUUGUCCUUAUUGCACUGCAGUCUCACGCCACGCUGACUCGCUUCCUCAGACCAGCUCUACAUCCACUAGAGUUCACUACUUCAACAUGGAGGACUGUGUGCUCGCUGCUGCUGAGAAAGAGCACAUCACCUGCCCCAAUCACUCUAAAGAGCCCGUGCCCCUCCAGGAGCUCGUUCCUGAACUCUUCAUGACGGACUUUCCCUCACGGUUGUUCCUAGUGAAGAGUGACCUGGAGUGGAGCAAGCAGGAAAAAGAUAUCCUCGGGCAGGGAGGCAGCGGCACCAUCAUCUACAAAGCCAAGUACAGAGGCCAGCCAGUGGCCAUCAAACACUUCCCCUUUAAGAAAUGCAGACAGCAGACACUUAACAGCAGCACAGACACCAUGCUAAAGCACCUGCAGUCUAUGGACGCUUCCAGAAGCUUCUCGGAGUUUCGCCAGGAGGCUAGCAUGCUACACACCCUGCAGCACCCAUGCAUUGUGGCUCUGCUGGGCAUCAGCAUCCACCCGCUGUGUUUUGCUCUACAGCUGGCGCCACUCGGGAGCCUCAACAGUGUACUGGAGGAACGUAGCAAAGGCUCUGGAUUCAUGCCUCUGGGAUACAUGCUGACCUUCAAAGCUGCCUAUCAGGUCGCUGCAGGCUUGGCCUACCUUCACAGAAAGAACAUAAUCUUCUGUGACCUCAAGUCGGACAACAUCCUCGUGUGGUCACUGCAGGUGGAGGACUCGGUCAACGUCAAGCUGUCAGACUAUGGCAUAUCCCGCCAGUCUUUCCAUGAGGGAGCUCUGGGAGUAGAGGGUACGCCAGGAUACCAGGCUCCUGAGAUCCGGCCAGGCAUUGUCUAUGAUGAGAAGGUGGACAUGUUCUCUUAUGGGAUGGUCCUGUAUGAGCUGUUGUCUGGGCGCCGGCCAUCGUUGGGUCAUCACCAGCUGCAGAUUGCGAAGAAGCUCUCCAAAGGCAUCCGGCCUGUUCUGGGAAUCCCACAGGAAGUACAGUUCUAUUGCCUGCAGGCUUUAAUGCAGGAAUGCUGGGAGACCAAACCAGAGAAGCGUCCUCUAGCCUUGCCUAUCCUGAGACAGAUGCAGGAGCCAAGCUUCACCUGUCUGAGGUACCUGUUGCCCUGUGAGCAGCACAGUCAGCUCUUCCUCUCCUCGCUGCAGGGCUACAGCGCCGUCUUCUGGGAUGGUGAAAAAGACAACAGGAACUACACCGUGGUGAACGCAGCCAAAGGUCAGGUGGAGGUGAAGCGGAUGCCAUGCCCAGGAUCACGCCUCAGCUGUCAGCUGAAGACGGAGAACACCCUGUGGACCGCCACCGAGGAGCAGGAGGUCUUUAUCUACAGCCUGAAAGAGAUGUGUCCCCUGAGUCACCCGCAGAAACUGCUCUCUUGUCCGGCCGUGGUCACCUGCCUCACGCUGCUGCCAGCCAGGUCAGAGUCUCUACCGCAGGUUUUUGCUGGCAUGGCAGAUGGCUUGAUUGCUGUGUACACUCUAGUGGAUGACUUGCCUUUGGACGGUGUGGCCUACGUGUGCUCUCACACCGUGAACAAGUCGCUGUUGGCGAUGGAGGAUUUGGAUCCGCGUCAAAGGCCAUACCCUGUAAAGAGCAUCGUGCCCAUACGCUCUGGCUCUGAGGUGUGGUACACUAAUGGGCCCGGUUUGCUUGUGAUCGACAGUGGUACUCUGCAGCCAAUUCGCCGCCUUGACCCUUACCUCCCACCCUCCUGUGUGGUCUCCAUGAUAUCCGCCCCAAGUUUUCGAGGUGAUGAAGCCAUCUGGUGUCUAGAUGACCAUACUAACACUUUGCUCAUGUACCACACGGGUAGUUACCAGCUCUGCGCCACUUACAGCUGUGGUGACUUACACCCAUUCCGAGACGUUUUCCCUAUCCAGAAUCCAGCAGGAGUUACAGAUGUCACUAUGAAUGAUGAGGAGCAAACAAAGGAAGAGGAACCAAUGCCACUCGAGAAUAAACCUGUUGUUACGGUAACAGUAAUCCACAGCGAGGAUGCUGGCACGCAGAUCCUCAACCAGCAGGACUCAGUAGAUUACUGCUCCAUCAGCUCCUCAGAGUUCAAUUCAGAGCAUUUUGCAGGACUCACCCAUUUUGAGGGUUCCAGCUCAGGAGCCCUCAGCUCUCUAGCCAGCUCCAGCAGCAUGCCCUUCUCCACGGACUGCGAGGAUACAGACAGAGCUCAGGACGAGCAGAUGCUGGAGGAAUCUUCAUCUCUAGGAAGCACAGAUCCAACACAGCAGAGCCAAACUCUUCCCCACCUUCAGGCUCUUAACAUAGUUUCAGUCAACAGCACAAUCUGGAUACCCAGGCGCGGAGGUGACAUAAUGGUGAUCGAGGUACAGGAACAGUCAGGGCUGCUCAGAGGUCGUGUGAUUGCUGUGCUCACUGUCCCUGGAGUGCAACAGUACGGGGCCCUAGUGGAAGCUGCACUGGUUGCAAAGGACACUGUUGUAUGCGGCUUUCGUAACGAAAACAUGGCCUGGUGCCUGGCUGUCUGGAGGGGCUGGGGAGGCCACGAGCUCGAGCUUUUCUACCAGUCCUAUGAAGAGCUUGGCCGUUUGGAGACCAGCAUGAGGAAAAGAAGGUAGCUGUGUGUGAGCGUGUGUGUGCAUUGCAGAGCAGAAUCGCAGCACUGUGUGGUUAAAGGUGACUUUAGGGAAUACACACAUAUGUAAGGGUAAAAGGACUCAACUAUGGGGAACGAUUGGGCCUGUGCACUAGAUACUACACACGUACACAAGCCUGGGAUUGAGGGGUUAUACUGGAGAGAUGGAUUUGGAGGCCUCGAUAUACAGACAGACACACCAUACAUAGUUGCCAUAUGAGCUUCCAUACAUUAGCUCCAUACAUCUAUACAUUUUGGACUGUAUCUCCAAACACACACAUCAUUAUAUUGGCUGAAUCAGAGGCAUGACUGAGGAGACCUGACAUCACUGCUAUAUUCAUGAGAGGGAAGCUACGUUAACUCAGCAAAGGCCAGCACUGGGUGUGUGUGUGUGUGUGUGUGUGUAGCAGAGCAAAUUAAUCAGCAGACAAGAGCACUCAGGAUUCCUGUAACAGCAGCACAGCUGUACUGGAUGUGUCUUUGACUAAGGGCCAUGUCACUAUGUGUAUUUCAAAUUAUGUUUAGCAAUAAGGAGUCCUGUAUGAUCUUCUAUAGGGCAACUUUUACAUUCAUUAAAGGAAAAAGUUAUGGACUCUGGGAUUUAAUAAGAACUUCACAGGUUUUCAAAUGAUUUGGUGGAAAAGCAGUUUUGCAAGAUUUUCUUCCAGUCCCAAAUCUAACAGAUCAGCCAUGACAUUGAUUGGUAUCUGACAUUUGCCGUUUUAGUUUUGCACCGGAGCAAUGAGGCUGUCGUAGAAAAGACGUAAUGAAAAUCUCUUUCACCCAAAGCUUUUUCACACCCAGUAAAUAUUUGCAGCAUGCUUGAGACCGCCUGCAGUUAGUUGGUAAUAUCAACUAGACUUGCUGACGUAGUUCAGGACACAGUACGACUUUCAUCCUAGGCGACCACGAUCACAUUCUUUCCUUUCAAUUUGGAAUGAUUAAACACUUAAGACCCAGCCCUCCAACGGUGCAAUUGUACAGGAAAGUUGAUGAUGACAAAUGAAGAAUUGUGCCUUGGCAGAGAUUCUCAAAAGUCUCUGGAAGUGCACAGGAAACAUGAACACUAUUAUUCCUAAAGAUAUUCACUCAGUUGGUGUUUUGAAGAUGGUGGUAAAAACAGAGAAUAGCUGAGUGUAAAAACCAUAGCAUAUGAUUUACAUCAAUUUCAUCCUCAUCAAAGUACUCAGUGAGCUCUUGUGCCCACAGGAAGGGGGCGGAGCCAUCCUGAAAGAGACCACUCCUAUUAGGAUGGAAAUGAUUUAUCAUAGGAUAAAGGCGAUCAAGAACUUUGUAUUGAUUUCCAGUUCCAUUUCUUCUAAGACGACAAAUGAGGGGACAGCCUAAACCAUGCCAGCAGAAUAAAUACCCCUCAGAGCCACUGUUUUGUUUUUCAUUGAAUUUGUCAUCUGUGUGAUAAAGAAACUUCCAAAUAACUUGUAAAUAUGGAUUUUGUACAUGUGAAGUCUUUUACUCUAAAUUAAGAUAAUGCAUCUUCAUGACAAUGUUACUGAAGCUAUUUUUUUCGGAGGAUUUGGACUUUUAUAUGAAAGAUAUAGCUGUGUUAGACUUGGAGCUCCAGUGCAAAACUGAAAGAGGGAAAUGUUGAACUCUAAACGUGACCGAGUAUGAUUUGCUAUGUUUAGAUCAGGAAAUGGUAUUUGUGAAAUCAUUCUUUAAAUGCCUCUACACUAGUAGAAAUACCAGCAUGUUAGCUUUUACUACUGUAAAUAUGUAACUGAACUUUGUAAACUGUAUGAUAUUUAUUAUACAUCCGCAUGUGUAAAUAGAUUGAUACUCUACUGUAUAUUUGAAUAAAACUGUAUCAGAA
Messenger RNA from Hemibagrus wyckioides, 8214 nucleotides. It is a transcript of the gene lrrk1, whose product is annotated as leucine-rich repeat kinase 1. The record is from RefSeq and is a predicted model, not a curated record. Gene Ontology annotation, biological process: protein phosphorylation. Gene Ontology annotation, molecular function: protein binding; ATP binding; protein kinase activity. The transcript has 34 exons. Bases 289 to 6366 code for a protein of 2025 amino acids. NCBI's taxonomy places the organism in Eukaryota, Metazoa, Chordata, Actinopteri, Siluriformes, Bagridae.